Messenger RNA from Phanerochaete carnosa HHB-10118-sp, 1309 nucleotides. RefSeq lists its product as uncharacterized. The record is from RefSeq and is a predicted model, not a curated record. Bases 264 to 1190 code for a protein of 308 amino acids. Gene Ontology annotation, cellular component: Golgi apparatus. The transcript has 4 exons. Gene Ontology annotation, biological process: Golgi organization; protein secretion. Lineage: Eukaryota; Fungi; Basidiomycota; Agaricomycetes; Polyporales; Phanerochaetaceae.
CCUUUUCCUCCCUGUCUUACCCUGCAGGCUGCCCGCGGCAGCUCUGAGCGGCCCCCUUGGGAAGGAUACCUUGUCGCCUCUUGUCAUCUCUCGCAGCCUAGGCCGACUCGGCCGAUGCCAUGAGUUAAUCCCCGAUGCCGGCUACACUGACUCGAGUCUUGACUUGACCUCCGUCCGCAUCCUCUCCAUCUACACACACGGUCUUAGUAUCCAUCUACAACCCACACAGUGCGUUCACACACGGUGAGAGAUCCAUUUCAACGAUGUGUGUCGGAUUCUGGUCACUCGAGCACCCGGAUUACGCUUUGAUCCUCUGUGGAAACAGAGAUGAAUAUCUCUCGCGCCCCACCACGGCGGCCCAUUUCCACGGCUUCGAAAUGGAUAUCGCCGAGCAGCCUGGUGGGAACGUACUCUCAGGGCGCGACCUGAGCGCGGGAGGGACGUGGCUCGGGGUCAACCGCGCUGGGCGUGUCGCGUUUCUCACGAACAUCACCGAAGAGCACCUGUCGUACACGUCGACGCGAGGCGCGCUCGCGUCGGCAUUCCUGCUGCCCGACCGCGCGGGCGAGAGCUUACAGGACCACGUCGGUCACGUCGUGCGCGAGAACAGGGCCUACGCCGGUUUCAACCUCCUGCUUUUCGGACCACGGGCGUCCGCGUCUGCGCCCGGGGGCGUGCUGUCGUAUGACGCCGCCUGCGUCACGAACCGUGGUGGGGGAGGCACGAUCACCUGCAGACCUCUCGCGGACAACGAGCGCCGGUGCGGCGCGCUGUCCAACGGCGUGGAAGGCCAGGGCGCAGAGGCGUGGCCCAAAGUGUGCCUUGGCUCAUCGAUGUUCUCGGACGUCUUACAGUUUGUCACGCCGGAGACGACGGAGGCCGACCUCGUGCAGCGCCUGUUUCAUCUGCUGACAAGCUGGCGAAGCGAGCAUCCGCCGCGUGCGCGUGCAGAGUUGCGAAAUACCAUUCAGAUCGAGCCCAUGCAGGUACGUGCGUCCGAGACGUCAGACGGCCUGCUCUACGGCACCAGGCUCUCGACGAUUAUCCUCGUGCGCCGUGACGGCUCGGUGUCGUUUUACGAGAGGGACAUCUGGGUGCUCGAUGAGCGCGGUCAGCCGACCAAGGGGGACGAGAAGAACGAGCGCGUCUUCAAGUUCCGGGCUGACAUUCCGAACACCCAGACAUCAUAGCAGCUCGCUGCGCAACCCAAACGGAAGCCCGGAGCUCAUGUAACAUCGAGAUAAUUACCUUCUGGAUAAUAGAUGGCGCUUUGCGGCGGGCGAUCAUACCAAGAAUCAGAUACGAGGUU